Messenger RNA from Bicyclus anynana (squinting bush brown), 3468 nucleotides. RefSeq names its product gastrula zinc finger protein XlCGF26.1-like. The transcript has 4 exons. Gene Ontology annotation, biological process: regulation of transcription by RNA polymerase II. The coding region runs from base 150 to 1808 and encodes 552 amino acids. Gene Ontology annotation, cellular component: nucleus. Lineage: Eukaryota; Metazoa; Arthropoda; Insecta; Lepidoptera; Nymphalidae. Gene Ontology annotation, molecular function: zinc ion binding; DNA-binding transcription factor activity; RNA polymerase II cis-regulatory region sequence-specific DNA binding. The record is from RefSeq and is a predicted model, not a curated record.
ACUUCAGAGCAGUCAAAUUAGCCGUCCGUGAUGUCAAACAAAAUAAUAAAUUAAAAAGGUUAGGCUAAACAAAUUUGUAAAAUGUUUUGUUUGUAGUUCAUUAAGUCCAGGAUUUAUAGUUUUUGUAAACACAAGAAGUAGCUUACACGAUGGAAUUGGAGAAAGCGAAAGCUGAACACUGCAGAUUUUGUGCGGAGCCUAAGAGUUCACAAAAAAUGCUGGACAUACUGAGCAAUGAGAAAUACGAAGAAGUUACCAAAAAACUCGAAUUUCUCAACUAUUCUAUUUAUGUAAACUUACACAAGGAUAAAACUUUACCAAAAACAGUAUGUUUUGUGUGUUACGAUUCUCUGAAUAAAGCCUACGAUUUUCUUGAUAAAGUCAAAAGGGCCCAGACUAUUUUGCACAGCAUAUAUCCAUUAGUUGACGACAAUAGCCCAUCUGAUGAUGGUAGAGUAGGUUUCGACGAGACUUCAGAUAUAGAAUCCGCUGCAAAUUCCAUAAAACUUGAAGAACCAGCAGACAAUAAUUUAAACUUAGAGAUUGAUUUAAAUAUAGAGGAAGUUAAAACUGAACCAAAAGAUGAGAUCGAUGUAAGCCAAGAAAGUGACUGUUAUGAGCAAAAUUUCAAUGUCCAGGAUAUACUGAAUGCAGCCAUGUGCAAAGUUCCGUACCCUGAAGCUACAUUAUAUGCUAAAGAAGUCGUCAAUACAGGGAAAAAGUCUAUAUCGUCAUGGAAAGAUUAUCCCUGGAUUUGUUCACAUUGCGACAUAGAGUUCUUGGACGUAGGCACAUUAAGAUUACACACAAAAUUAACACACAGUAAAUGUAGUGCAUUUGUGUGUAUUGACUGUGAUAGUCUUGGUAGUAAAGAUUUUAAUGGCUUCAUCAAACAUGUAAAGAUUCAUAGAAAGAAGCUGAGAAAAAGAUGUCACUACUGUGAUGAGAGUAUCAAUGAAGAUUCCUUGCCAUACCACAUUGAGCAACAUUUUCAGAAAAUCCAAGUGUCCUGUCCAGAUUGUGGGGAAAUACUGAAAAACAAUGAAUCCCUACAGAAGCAUCUCAGGGAGUACAACUCCAAGAAACCAAAAAGAAAACCUCGGAGAAAACGAGGCACUCCAUUGACAAUAGAGGAUCUGACUUGUGGAUUAUGCAAAAAGGUUUACAAAAACCCAAAUAGUUUACGGGACCACAUGAAAAUACACACCAAUGAUAGAAAGAGGAACUACACUUGUGAUAGAUGUGGAAAAAUGUUUUACAACAAAGGCACCUUAACGUCGCACAUAAUGGCUCACGACAAGGUCCGACCACACGUGUGCAGGAUAUGCAACAGGUCAUUCCUCUUCCCCAACAUGCUGAGACGUCAUGUAGAAAUGCAUUCAGGGGUCAAACCCUUCUCUUGUGAGCAAUGCGGACGGUGCUUCAGACUUCAAUAUCAGUUGAACGCACAUAAAAUAAUCCAUACAGACUCUAUGCCGCACGUAUGCCAGUAUUGUAACAAGGCGUUCAGGUUUAAACAGAUUUUGAAGAAUCAUGAACGACAACACACAGGAGCAAAGCCUUACGCCUGUCAAAGCUGCAGCAUGGAGUUCACAAAUUGGUCAAAUUACAACAAACAUAUGAAACGUCGGCACAACUUGGACACAUCAAAGAAAAAGAUCACACCCGAAGGGGUGUUCCCAAUAAAUCCACAAACCGGGGAAUUGGUGCAAUUCAAUGAUGCUGCUACUGAGGAAUGGAAGACCAAGAUUAUGAUACCGGGUAAACGUGGUAAGAAGAAAGUUAUAAAAAAAGAAAAUACUGUGUAGUAUUAGUUAAGUUUAAGAAACAAAGUCACUGACAUAGCUCAGUGAGUCGCGAAGCUGAAGUGGCAAUGGGCGGGCCACAUAGUUCGAAGAGUCAAUGGAAGUUGGGGUCCCAAGGUGCUGGAAUGGCGACCCCGCACCGGAAAGCGCAGUGUUAGUCGACCCUCCACUAGGUGGACCGAAGACAUCAAGCGUGUUGCAGAGAGCCGCUGGAUGCUGGCGGCUCAAGACCGUUUUGUUUGGAAGUCCAUGCAAAAGGUCUAUGUCCAGCAAUGGAUGUCCAUCGGCUACUAUGAUGAUGAUGAUACUGUCUAGUUAAGUAGUAGGUUAAGAGCAUUAUGCUACUUUUAAGUAGAUACAAACAAAUUUUUCAUUUUGAAAAUUAUUCAUCAGUAUUAGCCAAUUUUUAACGGCCCUACAUAGUCAUGCCUCUCUUCUUAUAGGAGAGGGGAUAUAGAGCUAAUACCCACCAGACUGUUCCAAUGUGUGGCAGGCUGAGGGUAGCAAUGUUUCUUUAACAACCACUAUCAGAUAUUAAUGAAAACCGGCUAACGUUCUCGCUGAGGCAUGGGGUGUAACACCAUCGACUUCCCAACUCUGGGCUGAGAAUUUACAGAACUUUAAAAAAAAGUAUGUUGUAAAGUAAAGUAUCUCACCGACCUAGAACUCGAACCCAGGACCUGUGUUUCUGUUGCCUGGGAAGCAUUGUCGAUCUUUAUGUCGUCGUCAGAAUCGUAAAGGACGUUUUCAGGCGUCUAGAUCAGGGUUUCUCAAACCUUCGGCCCCACGAACCCCUGUUAAAAUUUCCAAGUGACAGCAAACCCCCUACUGACUAAUGAACCUCUCCCCCACCAGAAAAAAAAUAAUUUGACCAUUUUUAUUUGAAUAAACGUUAACAUAUAAAGUACCAAAAUAAAUGUCUUUGUAAUAUUAAUGUGAUGGGUGUCCUUGUUUCUUGUCGUAAAUGGAUUCAAUGUUAGAAGUAAUUUUGGACAAUUUAACCUUAAUUCUGACUUCUGACUCGGUAUCAGUUAUCAAGCCACCAUUUCGUAAAUCUAGUCGCGAACCCCCUGCCGUCGAAUGGCGAACCCCUAGGGUUUCGCGUACGCCACUUUGAGAAACCCUGGUCUAGAUCAAUCAAACAGUCGGCGUUGGGAGAAAAAGUGCACAAAAAAGUUUGCAUGAACACUCGCAAAAUCAUUGUUUACAUUGCUGAGACAAUGAAAAAUGCUCAUAGCUGGUUUAUGAGAUUACCGCGCAAAGAUUGACGGACUUUGUUAUAUUAUUAAUGUGCCCUAAAUUAAUUAAUUACCAUAAGUAUUAUAUUUUUUGUCACUACAUUAUUAUUUAAGUACAAAUCCUUAUAAAAUAUUAUCUAGGUGAAUAUUUAAAUUAUUAAGAAUUACUUAUAUUUUGAUUUGAAAUGAGUAUUGUAAAUGAACUAGUUUAUUCAGCCAUAAUUUCUCUGGAAUUAGUACAUAUUGUAAAAUUAUUUACUUUUAUAUCACAAAGACCUACAGGGCCUUAAAUAAGAUAUGCAAGUAGCUUUAAUUUUCUUUAAAAGAAUAAUGCCAUAUAUUUUAAUUUACAUAUUUUAGUGUAUUUAGAAAAUAUUAUUAUUUUAUCUCUGCAUAUAAAUUAAAGACCAAUUUAAAAAAAAAAA